Molecule: messenger RNA, 1338 nt
Organism: Suillus clintonianus
Lineage: Eukaryota; Fungi; Basidiomycota; Agaricomycetes; Boletales; Suillaceae
Exons: 1
Coding region: 1-1059 (352 amino acids)
Molecular function (GO): protein binding
Source: RefSeq, a predicted model, not a curated record
AUGCAACUCGUCGAACAGAAGAACAAGAUAAUACAGUCCAUGACUUUCCACAAGGGACUCGUGUCGUCUCUCUGGCGCUUGCCAACUGAAAUCUUAUCCCAAAUUUUUCACCUCUGUCUCCCUGAAGACAAGUACUUGUCACCCUCAUCGAAACAGGCCCCCAUGCUGCUGACCACCAUAUGCCGACCAUGGAGGGAGGUCGUUGUGGGUACGCCCAGUUUAUGGUGCAGGUUAAAUGUAGAACCCAGUGGCAGAGAUUGGGAGAAGGCGGAUUGGGAGAAGGCAGUUGUCUUCUAUCACUCAUGGCUCAAGCGAGCACGAGGAAUCCCGCUCUCAGUAGCAUUCAAAUGCUGGAACUCGUCUGAGCAACGCAGCCUUCUUCUGCCUUACGUCAAACAAAUCUCGUCCCUCGCCAUCCGUAUUUACCACGGAUCGGGAAAUCCUGAAGAUUUGUUGAAAGACCUACCCCGGCUACCCGCACUUCAGGAGCUGGUCGUACGAGCUCCAAUAUUUACACCUAGGAUGUCAAAAUCUAUCUCGCGACUGCCAUCCACUAUGCGUAGCCUCGAUGUCUCGGAGUUGCCGCCGUUCGACAUCGAGCGCUUAGCUUGGUUCAAUCACGUAUGGGUCCACCUGACGAACGUCAAGAUCUUCAUAAGUCACCCGGACGCAUUACUCCACUUGCUCCGUCUAUGUCCCAACCUCUCCUCGUUAACGGUUCACACAUCAUUCUACGACGCGAAAAUCUUGGAGCCACUUACGCACGCCAACAUUCAAUCCUUAUCCUUUUUGAACCACUCUGGUGACAUAGGGUGCUUAACUGGCCUGUUCAAUGCCUUGUCACUCCCCAAUUUGCGCGUUUUUGAAUUGCAGCACAAGGCAAAAAACCAAUGGCCUCACGAGGUUUCGUUGGCAUUUUUGGCACGGUCGAGGUGUUCCCUGGAGAGCCUGAUCAUCAGCGGUCGGGUGAUGAUGACAGAGGUGCAGCGAGCGGAAUAUAUUGCGCUUAGUCCUUCUCUCAACAUCUUCGUGGUUCGCAGGAGUCAACACUUUUCGUAAGGGCUCAGUUGUUACCUGAAAAAUGAUUGUAGUACCAAUACAGCGCGAGGAGCAUCCGAAGAUCAAGAGUAUUACCGGCGUACCCAUGUUUGGCCUUUACGCAGAGAUACAUACACGGAGUACAUCGCAGCGGGGAUUUGUUACCUACCUUCCUGUAUCGUACAGAGACUAUACCACUGCUUUAAAGGCGAGAUAUAACUCUACGUGGACUUUCAGAAGGCUACAAUGAUUUUUUCCCUACUUGUGGCUAAAGGUACAACUAAGCGAUAACGCUUCGCA